AUGGAGGCUUCAGAUCCGAAGAUGAGCGCUGCCAACAACAAGCGCAAGAGACUCCCUGGAGAUCAGGGUCUUGGUCGUGACGCCAAGGCACAAAACACCAACGGCGACCACCAGGACUAUGCUGCGUUGCUUCAAGGUCUUGAUGCUGUUUCGGGCGCAGAUGACAGCACGCGAACUGCGCAAGCUGCUCUCGCAGCACCAAUGAACUCAUCCGCAUACCCCGAACCACCUUCCUUUGAGGGGGCAGCUGCACUCUCCUCGGCAUUCGACGAGAACAGCCCGCCUGCGAUGCCUACCAUGGGCAACAUGAACAACAUGGGUAACAACAUCGGUGGUCUGCCGCACAACAACAUCCAUGGCGGUAGAGGUUCGCAGUCCGAAAAGCCAGCCGUCGGAUCUGCCGAGUGGCAUCAACAACGCAAAGACAACCACAAAGAAGUUGAACGACGUCGCCGUGAAGUCAUCAAUGAAGGAAUCGAGAACAUCGCGAAGAUUGUCCCAUGCACGGAGAAAAACAAAGGCGCCAUUCUGCAACGUACGCACGAGUAUAUUAUCGCUCUCCAGACGAAGGAAGCACAGUUUGAGACCGAGCGUGCAACUUUUGAUGUUGCCCUCAAAGAACUCACAAAUCGUCUUGAUCGCAUGAAGGAAAGUGCUCGUGCGGCGUGGGCUGAGAGCAAUAAAUGGCAACAACGUGCACGUGAUGCCGGUCUGCACUUUGAUGAUUACGACGAGGCAAAUCUCACCGGUUUCGAAGAGGAUGAUGUCGCUGCUGCCGAUGUUGUGUCGUAG
This is a messenger RNA of Exophiala spinifera, 792 nucleotides long. RefSeq lists its product as uncharacterized. Gene Ontology annotation, cellular component: nucleus. NCBI's taxonomy places the organism in Eukaryota, Fungi, Ascomycota, Eurotiomycetes, Chaetothyriales, Herpotrichiellaceae. Bases 1 to 792 code for a protein of 263 amino acids. The transcript has 2 exons. The record is from RefSeq and is a predicted model, not a curated record. Gene Ontology annotation, molecular function: DNA-binding transcription factor activity; protein dimerization activity.